Rhopilema esculentum is the source of this 1467-nucleotide messenger RNA. RefSeq names its product fatty acid hydroxylase domain-containing protein 2. Gene Ontology annotation, molecular function: oxidoreductase activity; iron ion binding. The record is from RefSeq and is a predicted model, not a curated record. Gene Ontology annotation, biological process: lipid biosynthetic process. NCBI's taxonomy places the organism in Eukaryota, Metazoa, Cnidaria, Scyphozoa, Rhizostomeae, Rhizostomatidae.
UGUUUGCGAAGGUCCCAGGCACUCCCAGCGGAUUUUGUGGCCUCCUUCAUUAUCCCAUUUCGGUUUCCAAACGAGGUUUUCUUCAAAACAAAUCAAUCUCUGCAUUCUGCAUUACCUGCUGGUGGGUUGAGAAUUCCGUCUUGUUGAGAGAGGUUGUCAACAGAGGAAUCAUAAAUGUCUUUGCCAGAGCCUGUUGCUGAUUCUCAGCUUCCAGACUGGGCAAAGCCCAGAUCUGCAGAGGAUGGUGAACCUGUGAGGAAACUCGACUUAGUUGCAGCCCUUAAAAAAACAGCCUUUGUGCUUGGAACUGUGUUGGUCAUUUUUGCAUCUGCAAGAAAUUCCAUAACUUGGCAUUUUGAGAACUUUUGGGGUGCGUCAAAGAGUUUUUGGCAGGACAAGUGGAACGACUUCUACUGCCUGUUUGGAAAAAAUGAUUUUCUUUUUUCCUCUUUUGGGUCUCUGGUUAUUCCAACAUUUGUUUUCUGGGUGUUUGGUGGAAUACUGUCCCUGAUUGCAGUCACUGGCAAGCCUAGUUUCUUAAUGAAGUAUAGAGUGCAAGACGACAAGCCAAUCGAAUGGAGCAAAGUAAAGAAAGCUGUUAAAGUUUGCCUUUUCAAUCAGUUUGUGGUUGGAUUUCUUCUCACCCUUGUGACCUAUCCAUUGGUCAAAUGGAGAGGCUGUGGGUUCACUGCGGAGGAGCUUCCAACAUUUCAAUGGGUUCUCUUGGAGAUAUCCGUGUUUGUAUUGGUGGAAGAGUUUGGCUUCUAUUAUUCUCACAGAUUGGGACAUCACCCCCGCCUCUACAAGCAUAUUCACAAGACCCACCAUGAGUGGACCGCUCCAAUUGCAAUAAUUGCCAUCUACGCGCACCCCUUGGAGCACCUUGUAUCGAACCUGGCUCCAAUUGUUCUAGGCCCACUCAUCAUGGGAUCCCAUAUCGCUACCACGUGGCUUUGGUUCGUGUUGGCAAUAAUGUCAACGAACAUUUCCCACUGCGGUUUUCAUUUGCCCUUUUUGCCAUCGCCUGAGGCACACGACUACCAUCACUUGAAGUUCACAAACAACUUUGGUGUUCUUGGCGUGCUCGACAGAUUUCACGGGACGGACAACAUGUUCCGAAACAGCAAAUGCUAUGAUCGCCAUAUUAUGCUUCUUGGGUUGACCCCAUUAAAGGAGAGCAUCCCAGAUGAGCUCAAAAAGGGAGAGUGCAAGAAGGUAGACUAGAGAAUUUUGACUUAAAGUUAUGGCGUCUCGUGGAAUGGCGAAUGUUAACUGGUGUUUUUCUUUAGCUUUUCGCUACGUCUAUAUCUACUCGUUUAAUGUGAUUUUUUGUGAAUAGGUUGCUGUCAUAUGUCAUAAUUGUACAUCAAAUUGUGGAUUUUUUUCACUUUUAUUGUAGUAUUUAUAAUUUCAUUUCAUUGUGAUGUUGCACAAUUAUCAAUAUUAUCUCUGAAUAAGAUUGCAUAA